Pyricularia oryzae 70-15 is the source of this 3658-nucleotide messenger RNA. RefSeq lists its product as uncharacterized. The record is from RefSeq and is a predicted model, not a curated record. Gene Ontology annotation, molecular function: DNA-binding transcription factor activity, RNA polymerase II-specific; zinc ion binding. Lineage: Eukaryota; Fungi; Ascomycota; Sordariomycetes; Magnaporthales; Pyriculariaceae. The coding region runs from base 336 to 3296 and encodes 986 amino acids. Gene Ontology annotation, cellular component: nucleus. The transcript has 5 exons.
AAAAAAUCCGUCCUUGCGUCUGGGCUUGCUGGCUGCAUGAACACCAUUCCGUUCGGCAGUCUGGUUCUUCCUGAUCCGUGGACAAGCCCAAGGAAUUCUUCGCUUCGGAACAACGUGGUUGCUUGCCCUUGCACCUUAGUGAUCUUUUUUGACCCUGUAUGGCAUCUUGCGAUCGAGUCAAGCUUCAGACGACGUUGUGCGACACUGUCGGGCGCGACGGGUCUUUUCAAAGAAACGGGGGGGAGGUGGAAGGAAACCAACGUUGGAAAACAGAAUUCUGACAUCCGCAUAGCGGUCAUCCAUUCCCUGCGUCGCAUUGUCGACCGGGCUCCUCGAUGGAGAAGCCAGCGCUAGAGUCAGACGUCGACAACAUCCUGCUUCAUCAAUCUUCGCUGCCGGAGCCAGACGUUGCGACCGUCGCGUGCGACUAUGACGAGUCCAAGUUCGACGUGUCUUCCCUCGACCAUCAGACCGAGCAGACGCAACUGAGGGCCGAUCCCGAAGCUCCCGCACCGUCCGACCAAGAUCCCCAGCAGCGCAAUGUCGAUGAUCUUCAACUCGUCGCACAGCUCGGCACCAGCCUCGCGCCAAUGAUACAGACCAUAGCGGUUGAUGAAAGUGGAGUGAAUGGCGUGGAUGCGCCGCAACCAAGGGAUGACUUUGAGCCACAAGCACACGUUGAACCUGGGAAUAGUGUCGAUGAGGCUGUCGCGCCCAGGGAGGAGCCCAUAGCUCCUCCGCCUGAAGCACCAGGCCCUGACCCGGAAGUUCCGGACGUUGCUUCAGAAGAUCCCCAGCAGCCUUUGUUGGGGCCUCAGCAGCAAGCUGCCGCUGCUCUUGAGGAACUGGCCGAAAACCAUGCCCCGCAGCAUCAGCAUAUUCAAAAUGGCGACAGCCCUGACCAGGUGCAUGAUCCGCAUGCACCAACAGAGGGGCAAGAUGUGCAGAUGGAAGAUGCUACCACCCUAAACGAGCAAGGGAAUAUGCACGAACAUGUUCUCCCCAUGACUCCCCACCAUGAGGGCGCACCACAUCAGAUGCCUCCUCAUCAGCAUCAGGGGCUUCCCAUGGAUAAUCAUAACCACCACCAUAUGAAUGGUCAGAUGAACCAACAGCAGAUCAUGGCGCAACCACAUCCGCACCAGCCACAUAUCCAAUCCCCCAUGCAACCUCCAUAUGUCGACGGGCCUCAGCAGUCUCAGAUGCACAUGCCGGCGCAAUUGCAGAUGUAUGCUGGUUCUCCGGACAAUGGUGUGCCGCCGAGGAAGCGCUCAAAAGUGUCAAGGGCAUGUGACGAAUGUCGUCGUAAAAAAGUCAAAUGUGAUGCAAUAUCGGAGACGGGCGAGACUGCAUGCUCAAACUGUCGCCGGUCUCAAAUACGCUGUGACUUUAGCCGUAUUCCUCAGAAGCGAGGUCCCAGUAAGGGUUAUAUCAAAGAGUUGGCCGACCGGAUCAACUCCAUCGAAGGCAAGCUGGGAAAUCAAGGUUUGACAGCGAGCGACAUUUUGGACUUUGCAGGCGGACCAAGGCGAGAAUCUUCCGAACAUCAGUCCCCAUCAGCACCACUCAACGAUAACUCAAAACGCCCCUUUUCCAGCAUAUCUACAGAUCCAUUCUCCACUCCGGUGCCUAAUAAGCCGCCUGCCACCAACUGGUCCUCUGAACCCAGGCCUCUCCAGCCGUAUCCGCCGCCAACUACUACUGCUGAAGGCCAGGGACAAAAGUAUGCCUACUCGGCUAAUAGACUUGUGCCACCCCUGGCCCCAGCUCCGCCGCCACCUGAGCCUCCCCUUUUGGCGCCUGGUCCUCUACCCGUCUCGGCUCCACCCAAUUCUGAUGGAAUCCCGGCGGCGAUUCAGCAGUCAGACAAGCUGAAUGUCCGCGAGAUUGAUGAUAAUGUUUUUCACGGGUACCUUACCAUUGUUCAUCCAACGUUUCCUUUUCUUGCCAGCGUUAAGACGGUGGUGCAAUCUACGCUGGCAAGAUGUCCGCCAUUGCUGCGUGAAGCUUUUCUGGAGGCAAUAACAUCCACGAUGCAAUCUUUCAAUGCCAUGCCGGAAGGUGUCGCCGCGGGUGAUGCGCGUCGAGCGGCCAAAUUGUUGGUUCAGUGGAAGACGGAAGGUGGCCACGAUACGCCCAGUGACGAAAACCAGUACACGGCCAAACUGGUACACCUCCAGGUCUUGCUUCUUCUGGCGAUCGAGGCUGAAAAUCAUGGGGUUGCUGCCUUGGAUGGCCAGCACGGCGGCUCGUCCCAGGCGGCCUUCCUUGCACAUGCGGUGGCGGUAUCAUAUGACAUGGGAUUGAGGACUGCACAGAUGGACGACUUUUCACAACCAGAUCCGGACCCAGAGUCACAUUACAUGGUUUCUCUGCGUGCUUGGUGGAGCCUGGUUGCUUUGGACCGUUUCAACGCAGCUGGUACUGCGAGGCCUCUGCUGAUUCCGCAGAACUGCAUCCAUGCGACAUGCGCACUCAAGAUCCUGCUUGGUGACGCUGGCUUUCACUUUAUCGGGCUUUGUCAUAUACUCGGUAACUAUGUCGAAACCUUCAUCUCCUCCCCAAGCGGUCUUAAUACAACCGUGCCAUAUAGCGAUGCGCCACCAAUCAACGCCUCCGCCCUCUCACUCGGCAUGGACAUGUGGAAGUUGAACUUCCCUGCCAGCAUAAUAACACCAAAAUCACAUCCUGUUCUGCACUUUGCGUACUGGCACUGCCGCCUACUCACGUGCCUGCUCACGCCGGCUUCCACAUCGACGCAGCUUCUAUGGGCAGCAGUGGGCCUGGUUCAGCAACUGAGCUCCAAUCACCUCGCGCUCAGUCCCCUGAACCAUCACGUCAACGGUCUCGCUGGUCUCUGCCUCGCGGAGCUCAGUAGGGUAUCCCAGACGAGAGAAGAUGCUAUUGAACUGAUAGCAAAUGACCUCAUGGCGGGCAACAUGGCCCCUUCAACGUGGGACAACAUCAUACGCGCCAAGGUGUCUGCCAUGGAUGACGCCGUGGGCAACCCGGAGUCGGUGACACAGACCGGAGACUCGGCUGCGGCGGUGUCAACAAAUGCCACCGGGGCUACCGCCAGUCAGGGACUCAAACACCUCGCCGAUCUGGCAGCCGCCAGCACUGAUCUGGCCGAGGCCAAUAACACCGCCACCGCCGGCGAGCCGGAUCCGAACGCGCGGGACGAGGCACUCAUGCACCUGAUGAGGAGGUUGCAGGGGGCUAGGAAGUACGAAGACCUCGGGUUCGAUCCGCGCCCGAUGCUGCGGAAGGGGUAUCUGUACGCCUUGCAGGUAUAGGCAAAUGAUUAAGCUAGUCUAGAAUUUUGCGCAAAAAGGAUCCUGCUUUGCCGACUUGCGAUUAAGAAACUACAUUGAUGCUAUAGAGGUGUAGAGGGCGCGGAAAAUGGCACAGGGAAAAAAUAGCAGCCUUCAAUAAUGUAUUUUAUUAAGUCAUUACGAACCAGGGUAGAGUGGUCCUUGGUGUUGUUGUAUAUAUAUACCCUCGAAUGUGCUUGGCACUCUUGAAGGUUUCGGGGCCUUGCCAUACUUUCUCUGAUAACAGCGCACUUGAGGCUUCCUGGUCCCAGCUUAGGAUGUAACACUGGAUGGGAACCGUUAACAAAGUGUCAGUUGGCGCCUGGGCUGGCUCAGACAAUUAG